UCAUUGCAGUUGUCUUUUCGAUGUCUGAAGAGAUUCAUAGUAUAUGGUGUAGUUUAAUAUUACUCCUCCAUAUAUCAACAUUAUUAGAGAGAGGAAAUAAUUCAUGAAUUUGUAGCUAACUGUCCUCAACGACAGAGAGAGAGAGAGAGAGAGAGAUGAGUAUUCUGGAAGUAGAUCUUUCUCCGUUCUUGAAAAAUGGUGAUGAGGAGGGGAAGAAGAAGGCCAAAGACGUGAUCAAAGAGGCCUGCUCCGACUGCGGCUUCUUCCAGAUCAGAAACCACGGCUUGCCCCUUGACCUCAUCAACCAGGCCAUCCAACUCUCUAGAACCUUCUUUGCCCUCACCGACCAAGAGAAGCUCGAAUACAGCCCCAGAGCCGCUUCCCCUCUCCCGGCCGGUUACAGCAAGCAGCCCGCCCAUUCGCUCGAUAAAAACGAGUACCUCUUAAUGUUCCAGCCUCAGUCUGGCGUCAAUGUCUUGCCUCCUGAUUUCAGGGACGUAGCAGAGGAGCUCUUCCUGCAGCUCAGGGAGAUCGGGCGGCUAAUCGAGCAGAUCGUCAAUGAUUGCUUGGGUCUGCCGCCCGAUUUCCUCAAGGAAUACAAUCUGGACCGGAGCUGGGAUUUCAUGGUGGCACUGCGCUACUUUCCUGCGACGGAGAACGACGACAACAACGGCCUCCUCGAGCACGAAGACGGAAACGUGGUGACACUGGUGAUCCAGGACGAUGUCGGAGGGCUUGAAGUUAAAAAAGACGGGCAGUGGAUCCCGGUUGUUCCUGCUCAAGGCAACAUCGUCGUCAACUUAGGCGACGUCGUUCAGGUGUUGAGCAACAACAAGUUCAAGAGUGGCACGCACAGAGUAGUGAGAUUGGGAGAGGCAUGUAGACACUCUUUUGCAUUUUUCUACACGAUAGAGGGGGAUAAGUGGGUGGCGCCGCUGCCGGAGCUGACGGAGGAGGCGGCCAAGUAUAGGGGGUUUGUGUAUAAGGAGUAUCAAGCGAUGAGGAUGAGGAACAAGACUCAUCCGCCUGCGAGGCCGGAAGAUGCCGUCACCAUUUCUCACUAUGCCAUUUCUGAUUGAAACUGAGCGACUGAGCUAAUAAUUCUCUGUUGUUGCUUCUCUGUUCAUUCUAUUGUAUGUAUUGUAUUUUUAACCUAUACUUAUUAAUUUGUGUCUUAAAUCAAAAUUAAAAUAAUAAAAUAUGAUAAAAUUGUGAUA
This is a messenger RNA of Salvia hispanica, 1217 nucleotides long. Its product is annotated as protein DMR6-LIKE OXYGENASE 2-like. The record is from RefSeq and is a predicted model, not a curated record. Lineage: Eukaryota; Viridiplantae; Streptophyta; Magnoliopsida; Lamiales; Lamiaceae.